Messenger RNA from Arachis stenosperma, 2431 nucleotides. RefSeq names its product flowering time control protein FCA. Gene Ontology annotation, molecular function: mRNA binding; protein binding. The record is from RefSeq and is a predicted model, not a curated record. Bases 151 to 2196 code for a protein of 681 amino acids. The transcript has 15 exons. NCBI's taxonomy places the organism in Eukaryota, Viridiplantae, Streptophyta, Magnoliopsida, Fabales, Fabaceae. Gene Ontology annotation, cellular component: ribonucleoprotein complex; nucleus; cytoplasm.
CGGCACGGCAAAUCAGUUGAGAACCUCGCUUUUCCGAGCUGAGCAGAGUCCGGAGCUGUGAAGACCACCGGAAAAGGGCACAGCUUCUUCCCAAAUUGAACCUCUUUCUCUCUCUAUCCACCAGCGUAGCUCAGCUGGGCUAUCCCUCAAAUGGUGAAUUUCAGCGGAGACCCUCACAGUUACACUCAACCUCAAACCCAAGACAACAGCAACCACUUCAACCACCCUAACGGCAACUACAACUGCCACAACGGGGUCAAUGCCUUCCCCAACCCUAACCCAAUCGAUUCUCCUGCUUCUGGAUAUAACCAUUCACGUCCACCCCGCAAGCGAGCUUGGACUUCUACUUCUCCAGAUCAAGCAGAUGGUGCGUGUCAUGUAAAAGUUUAUGUUGCACCGGUUCCAAGAACAGCUACCGAGACUGAUAUCCGCCUGGUGUUUGAAGGGCAUGGGACUAUUGUUGAGGUUGUUCUUUUAAAAGAUAAGAGAACUGGUGGACGACAAGGAAGUUGUUUUGUGAAAUAUGCAACAUUAGAUGAAGCUGAGAGAGCCAUUAAGGCUUUAAACAAUAAGUAUACAUUUCCUGGGGAAUCAUCUCCUGUUGUUGUCAGAUAUGCUGAUCGGGAACGUGAACGGCUUGGGGUUCGAACAUUUGUACGGAACGUGGAAAAGAAAGAUCCUUCAGAAGAGGUUGCUGAUAAAGUAUUUGUUGGUUGCAUCAACAAAGAAGCUUCGAGAAACGAAAUAGAAGAAAUAUUUUCUACUUAUGGACAUAUAGAAGAUGUCUUCCUGCACAAUCGUGGAUAUGCUUUUGUCAAAUUUUCUAAUAGAGAAAUGGCGUUGGCGGCAAUCAAAGGGCUGAACAACACAUUCACAAUGAGAGGUUGUGAUCAUCCAUUAAUUGUUCGUUUUGCGGAGCCAAAGAAACCAAAGACUGGAGAUCCAAGAGGCAACUUUUUAAAUGGGAAUGGAAAUUUUGGUCCCCUUCCUCAGGAAUCAGCAGUUUGGCCAGUGCCAAAUUUCGGUGAUCCAAAUACUAGAGGAAGUAUUAUGCCUAUGGCUCCACAUCGUUCUACAAUUGCACACCCACAAGUUUCUUCUCAUAUGCAGAAUUGGGAACCUGGGGCUAACAUGGUGCCCCAGCCAUUUCCUAUCCAACAGCCACAUUCACAAUUGACUUCGAUGCCUUUGCAGUGCAAUCAAGCUCUGAAGAUGUCUUCUCAACCAUUUUAUCCUGAGGUGCAGAGACAGUUGCAUCCAACAGAUUUGUCAGUGCAAAAUAUAGAGCAGCAGCCAAGUUCACAGACACCUACUCAGAGUGUAAGCAAUUCUAAUACAGUUGCUGGCAGUACUUCACCUGAUAUGCCUACUAGUCCUGUAGAUGAAGAUUUUCCCGAGUGUGACUGGAGUGAGCACUACUGCCCUGAUGGUCAUACUUACUACUACAAUUGCGUCACUUGUGAAAGCAAAUGGGAAAAACCUGAGGAGUAUGCUCUCUAUGAGAGAGGGUCUCUGAAGCAGCAAAAGCAUGAGGAUCAUAAAGAAUCGCAGGAGCUGCAGGAGCACGAUGAUCAUAAAGAUUCGCAGAAGCUGCAGGAGCUCGAGGAUCAUGAAGAUUCACGGAACCUGCUGGAACACGUGAAUCAUAAAGAUUUUAAGAAACUGCAAGAGCACGAGGAUCAUAAAGAUCUACAGAAGCUGCAAGAGCACGGGGAUCAUAAUGAUUCAUGGAGGCAGCAAGAGCACGGGGAUUAUAAUGAUUCACAGAGGCAGCAAGAGCACAGGGAUCAUACUGAUUCACGGAAGCAGCAAGAGCACGAAGAUCAUAAAGAUUUGCAGAGGCUGCAGGAGCACGAGGAUCAUAAAGAUUUGCAGAGGCUGCACGAGCAUGAGGAUCAUAAUGGUUCACAGAGGCAACAAGGGCACGGGGAUCAUAAUGAUUCACAGAAGCCACAAGAGAACGAGGAUCAUAAAGAAUCACAGCAUCAGCAAGAGCAUGAGGAUCAUAAAUAUUCACAGAAGCAGCAAGAGAACGAGGAUCAUAAAGAAUCACAGAAGCUGCAAGAGCUUGAGGAUGAUAGCUGUCUUUUGUCACAAUUAUCAUUAUCCUCCUCUGCACAAGUUGCUCAAAGCCAAAAGGAAACAGAUAAUGAUCAAGGGCACUCAAAAGCAAGUUCUGUUGUUGGACAGGGGUGAUAUAGUUUUUCUUGUUGGGUCACUGGUAGUGGUAUGACAUACUGUUCAUAACUAUUUUUAUUGAUAGAAACAUUAACGAUUAUUAUUACUAUUAUCAUAAAAUGGCUUUAAAAUUUCUAAGGAACUAUAUUUUAUUUUCAUAUUAAUAUGGACAUUAAUAUUAUUUAUUUAUUUUGAGGAACUUUUGUUCAGAUGCAAAGAAUGAAAGUUAUCAUCCUAUACAUUCUCCUUUAAU